CUCCAUGCGGCGCCCUCACCAGCCUACAGGCGGCACCGCAGCAGCCUCCAGGCAGCGCCCACACCAGCCUACAGGGGUCGCCGCUCGCACUGCACCUGCCUCCGCCGCCCCGGGGUGUGAACUGCGCUGUCUGUCGGCCUGGCUACGCUGACCCGGGCAGCCCAGGCCCGCAGCAGCCGGACGAGGAGCCCAGGGCCACUGCCCGGGGUUACGAGAAGGAGCAGGACGGUGCCCCAGAAAAAUGCAAGAGCUCAGAGCUAGGGCCCCCGUGCCAGGAAAGGCUAGGAGCAGAAGAUGGAGAGAUGGAGAUGGAGAAGCGGCAGGUGGGAAGGAGCGGCGCUCCACCGGUGGGGUCAGCAUGCGCUGGCGGGGCUUAGAGUAUGAAGAGGAAGAAGCUGGGCAGAAAGAGCGGAAACGAGAAGGUGCAAUGACACAACAGAGCACAAUGCAGAAUCCAGCCCUAGGACUCCAAUAAAGGCUGGGUUUAAUUGCAACUCACACACCCCACCCCUAAUCAGAGAGGAUCAGGGGAGAGAGAGGACCCAAGGAACACUGGAACCUGAAGGGCGGGAAUCUGAGGCCAAGACUGAUUGUUGGAAAUUGUGGGCAUCAGGAAAGGAGAAAAACCAAAGAUUGGAUCUUCUGAGAACAUCAGAGAAAGAAUGUCCUUGCCAUCCACAAUACAGCAAAACUUCAGGACCUUGAACUUUGGGUUCAUAAUCUCACAAGAGGGAAGUUUUUCGCCAGAAAAAGAUGGCAUCCUUGAUGUGAACAGCUUUUCCCAAGAUCACAGAUCAAGACUUCUAGUUUUUUUUUUUGAGACAGAGUCAUUUUUUUUUUUUUUUUUGAGACAUAGUCUCGGUCUUGUUGCUCAGGUUGGAGUGGAAUAGCGCGAUCUUGGCUCACUGCAACCUCCGCCUCCUGGGUUCAAGUAAUUCUCCUGACUCAGCCUCCAGAGUAGCUGGGAUUACAGGCGCCCACCACCAUGCCCGGCUAAUUUUUUUGUAUUUUUAGUGGAGACAGGGUUUCACCAUGUUGGCCAGGCUGGUCUCGAACUCCUGACCUCAGGUGAUCCGCCUACCUCGGCCUCCCAAAGCGCUGGGAUUACAGGCAUCAGUCACCGUGCCCGGCCUUGUGAUAGUGUCUUACUCUGGCACCCAGGCUGGAGUGCAGUGGUGCAAUCUUGGUUCACUGCAACCUUCGCCUCCCAGAUUCAAGCGAUUCUUGUACAUCAGCCUCCCGAGCCGCUGAGACUACAGGCACGUGCCACCAUGCCUGGUUAAUUUUGUGUGUGUGUGUGUGUGUAUGUUUGUGUGUGAUGGAGUUUUGCUCUUGUUGCCCAGGCUGGAGUGCAGUGGUGCGAUCUUCGCUCACUGCAACGUCUGCCUCCCGGGUUCAAGCGAUUCUCCUGCCUCGGGCUCCUGAGUAGUUGGGAUUAUAGGCGCUCAACACCAUACCCGGGGAAUUUUUUGUAUUUUUAGUAGAGACGGGGUUUCAUCAUGUUGGCCAGGUUGGUCUCCAACUCCUGACCUCAGGUGAUCCACCCGCCUCGGUGUCCCAAAGUGCUGGGAUUACAGGCGUGAGCCCUGUGCCCAGCCUCAGUGUCUCUCUCUCUCUCGACUAGAGAGACUGACCAGGGACAAUCAACUCUCUCCAGACUGACAGAGAGAGAGACAGAGAGAGCGAGAAAGAGACAGAGUCUGGCUCUCACCCAGGCUGGAGUGCAGUGGUGUGAUCUUGGCUCACUGCAACCUCUGCCUUCCGUGUUCAAGCGAUUCCUGUGCCUCAGCCUCCCAAGUAGCUGGGAUUAUAGGUCCACACCACCACGCCCGGCUAAUUUUUGUGUUUUUAGUAGAGACAGCCUCACCAUGUUGGCCAGGCUGGUUUUGAACUCCUGACCUCAGGUGAUCCGCCAGCCUCGGCCUUCCAAAGUGCUGGGAUUACAGGCGUGAGUCACCGCGCCCGGCCAAAUAAAAUAAAAUGUUAAAGCAAAUUCAGGACUACCCCUCCUCCAAGUCUUCUGUUCCCUUUGGGCGCCCAGGUGAGCGGGGGAGGGGCUGGGGGAGUAAUAACAUCAAAAGAGCGCCUUUUCCUCCCUUAUUCCGAGGAGACUUCCCUGGGCCUGACUCCCGGUCCUGUCCCCAGCGCCCCGCGGCCUCUGGAGCCCCUUCAGUGACCAAGAUACAGAGAUCAGGACGCCUUUGCGCCGCCCCAGGUGCCCGCCCCUAGCUGGCUCUGCUUGGGCCGCGAGGGAAGGUGAGGUCGGGGGCGGAGCCGGGGCGUGACAGCCGGGGUGUGUGUCCGCCGGGCUUGGUGCCUCCGGUGGCCCUGCAGCACCGUCCCACCUCUGCCACCCUCCGAUGGGGCCGCUACCUGUGUGCCUGCCAAUCAUGCUGCUCCUGCUACUGCCGUCGCUGCUGCUGCUGCUGCUUCUACCUGGCCCCGGGUCCGGCGAGGCCUCCAGGAUAUUACGUGUGCACCGGCGUGGGAUCCUGGAACUGGCAGGAACUGUGGGUUGUGUUGGUCCCCGAACCCCCAUCGCCUAUAUGAAAUAUGGUUGCUUUUGUGGCUUGGGAGGCCAUGGCCAGCCCCGCGAUGCCAUUGACUGGUGCUGCCAUGGCCACGACUGUUGUUACACUCGAGCUGAGGAGGCCGGCUGCAGCCCCAAGACAGAGCGCUACUCCUGGCAGUGCGUCAAUCAGAGCGUCCUGUGCGAGUCUCGCUCUGUCGCCCAGUCUGGAGUGCAAUGGCGUGAUCUCGGCCCACUAAAACCUCCACCUCCUGAAUCUCAGCAAUUCUCCUGUCUCAGCCUCCUGAGUAGCUGGGACUACAGGCUGACACCACCAUGCCCGGCUAAUUUUUGUAUUUUUAAUAGGGACGAGGUUUUGCCAUAUUGGUCAGGCUGGUCUCGAAGUCCUGGCCUCUGGUGAUCCACCAGCCUCAGCCUCCCAAAAUGCUGGGAUUACAGGCAUGAGUCACCAUGCCCAGCCUAAACUUGGCAAGAUAAUAAAUAACCUUUUAAAGUGUCGUUGGGCACUUGUCUGGUUGUUUUUCUUUAGGUUACCAUGCCAGCAAUGAUUCCUUUUGAGUUUCUGACAGAAGAUAGUGGUUUUCAUCCAAAUAAGUCAACUACUCUACCCCAUCCCUAAGCCACUUGUAUGGAAAGAAAAAGAGGAAGAAGCCAGUACUGAGACUGCGUAAGCUUCCCCCAGCAUCACCCGCUAUGAGAUGUGUGGCAGCUGAGACCCGGGAACUGCUCAAGGGCACCAGGCCCCAUCUGUCUGCACUCACUCACCUUCCU
Homo sapiens (human) is the source of this 3301-nucleotide messenger RNA. RefSeq names its product group 10 secretory phospholipase A2. The transcript has 5 exons. NCBI's taxonomy places the organism in Eukaryota, Metazoa, Chordata, Mammalia, Primates, Hominidae. The record is from RefSeq and is a predicted model, not a curated record. Bases 2361 to 2930 code for a protein of 189 amino acids.